UUACACGUUGCCUUUUCUUUUUUGCGUCUCACAGAAACGGUAAACAAAAAAGCAAACUUUCCUUCUAUGUCUUAUUUUCUCUUCUUUUUUCUGUGGUCUGUUUUCUAGAAUCGCCGUUAGUUAUCACUGACGGCGACGUAGUUUUGAGCGAUUAGAAGAUUUGAGGAUAAUUUUGUUUGAGGUUUAUUUGUGGUCAAUGACGGACAUCUGUCGGAGAAUGCUGAGCGAUAAUGAUGAUGAAGAUUCGCCAGUGAAAUGCAGGGAACGACGUCGUAGGAGAAUUGAAAUGAGGAGGCUAUCUUCUUUACCUUGUUCCGGUGCACCUUUUCCUCCGCCUCAUCCGUCUCUAAUAACUGAUAACAGCCAGAUGGAGAGUACUCAGAGGUCAGAGACUGUUGCGAGCGGAAAUCAGAUUAGGACUGCUGUGGAUGAUACUGUGGAAGCGCAGGUAGUUGAGAACGAACCGACGUUGGGGAUUAUGUCAGUGGCGGGUAGGUCACGUGACAUGGAGGAUGCUGUAGCUGUACGUACUAGUCUUUGCAAGCCGGAGAUUAAUAAUCGGUUGCCGGUGCAUUACUUCGCUGUGUACGACGGUCAUGGCGGUUCUCACGUGGCGGCAUUAUGCAGGGAGAGGAUGCACGUGUUCUUGGAGGGCGAACUGAUGCGCGUGGACCACACUGAUAAUGUCGAGAGUGGAGAAGGUAACAGCAGCAGCGGCUCAAGGGAGCGUGAAUGGGAAGAGAAAUGGAGGAGUGUGCUGACCCGAAGCUUCAGUAGUAUGGAUGAGGCUGCAUUAUCAACAUGCGCGUGUGGCAGCAUUGGGUUCGAGUGUGCGUGCAACCCGGUGGAGGCGGCGCUUGGAGGAUCAACUGCUGUUGUAGCCAUGUUAACUCCGGAGAACAUUAUCGUUGCUAACUGUGGUGAUUCACGCGCCGUGCUGUGCAGAGGUGGGAUGGCAAUCCCGCUUAGUGUUGAUCACAAGCCUGAUAGAUCAGAUGAACUUGCAAGGAUUGAAGCUGCUGGGGGUCAUGUCAUCUAUGUAAACGGGGCUCGAGUUGAAGGCAUUCUUGCUAUGUCCCGAGCAAUAGGGGACAAGUAUUUAAAGCCCUUUGUGACAUCAGAGCCGGAAAUCACCUUCACGAAAAGAGAACCAGGUGACGAGUGUUUGAUUCUUGCUAGUGAUGGUCUGUGGGAUGUAUUGUCAAGCGACUUGGCUUGCGAGGUAGCUUCCGAGUGCUUGCGAGAGGGAAGUCCUACAACAAGGACUCAGAGGGAGGAUGAGGGGGCUGGGGCAUUGUAUCCUUCUCGAAGUGUAUUGGCAGCUGCGCUCCUCACCCGUCUUGCUUUGGCAAGGAGAAGUGCUGAUAAUAUCAGUGUGAUCGUGGUUGAUCUGAAGAGGAGUUAAAUGGCUCGUUGAAAGAGGGUGGAUUAGAGUCGGUUUAUGUCGAAAUCAACUUUGUACAGUUGAGGACAACAUCGUGCAUAGAUAGGUUAAAUUGGGGGAUACAAAUAUUUACAUUAUAUUAAAUGCGUUGAAUUAGCUUGGACUUUCUUUAACCAUGGUAGGCUGAAGCGGCUUAUUUGUUAUAUGGUUUUUUUAGUUCAGUGUCACCAUGCUUCAAGCAUGAAACAAUGUGUUUCUUUGGGCAUUAAAUAAAAUCAUUUGGCAGUCAA
Molecule: messenger RNA, 1674 nt
Organism: Mercurialis annua (annual mercury)
Lineage: Eukaryota; Viridiplantae; Streptophyta; Magnoliopsida; Malpighiales; Euphorbiaceae
Product: probable protein phosphatase 2C 75
Exons: 4
Coding region: 197-1405 (402 amino acids)
Biological process (GO): protein dephosphorylation
Cellular component (GO): nucleus; cytosol
Molecular function (GO): protein serine/threonine phosphatase activity; cation binding
Source: RefSeq, a predicted model, not a curated record